UGGAAGAGGUGUUCCCAUCUUACCUAGUCCACCUGGGAGGAUGGGCCCCAGCCCUAGACCUGCACUAUUAGCCCCCAUGUCCCAUCAUGCGGCCCAACUAUUUUGAAAGGCUAUGGGCCUAGCUAGAACCUGCUGCCUCAGCGGGGCCUCCUCUUGGGGGAGGGGUGUUUGCCGGUUGCCAAGGUACCCGGGUUCCGGCCUCUCGCAGUAGCCACAGCCAUGCUGUACUCGCUGUUCUUAGUGCCAUCGCUGUCCCUGCUGGUGAUGCCUGUCCCUAGCCAUGCCUGGUCACGGCCCCUCUGGUACCAAGUGGGGCUGGACUUGCAGCCAUGGGGCUGCCAGCCAAAUGGCCUGGAUGGCUGCAGAAGCAGUCUGGGCUGCCCUGGUUACUGGAUGGCCCUGGGAGGAAGCCGCGUCUACCCCGUGGCUGGCAUCACGAUCACCACCACGAUGAUGCUGGUCAUCAGCCGUAUGAUGCUGCACCGGUGGCGUUCUCAGGUCACUAAGGAUCAGCUCCCACAGGUGACUCCCAGUCCCUGCAAACACUGGAAACGGCAGGCAGCUGUCUCAGACCGCACCCUGGUCCUCAGGGUCCUUCACAUGCUGGAUGCCAUCCUGCUCCACAUUGAGGGCCACCUGCAGCGCCUGGCUUCCCAGGAACAAAUUCAAAUAAAAGGAACUCCCACCCAGUCUGGGUGACCCAA
Messenger RNA from Myodes glareolus (Bank vole), 704 nucleotides. RefSeq names its product transmembrane protein 89 (gene Tmem89). Lineage: Eukaryota; Metazoa; Chordata; Mammalia; Rodentia; Cricetidae. The record is from RefSeq and is a predicted model, not a curated record.